UCUUUAUGCUCAGAGAUUCUUCAAUACAUCUAUAUUAAGCAAUCUUGAAUUCGACAAUUAAACUUGGUCUUUAACAAACUGAAGUAACACUUCGCCUAUAUGGCUUUCCGUCUGAUUAAGGUUAAAUUGAGAUGUAGGGGAGAUAAAAAUGGAACUGCCUGGUAAUGCCAUUUAGUGAACAUAGUUUUAACACAUGGAGGAGAGUAGUAAACUGCUUCUAUGGACAAUAUCAAUUUACCACGCCUUUCCCUAAGUGACUUUAAAAAAAUCUAUACUGGGAGAGACGCAAAAUUCAGAAUGGCAGCCACAGUCUCCAAAGCGCCAGCCAUCUCGAACAUCCAAGCCACGCCUCCUCAAGUAGCCCAAAACAAAGUGGUUACAUCUAACGGAACUACAAAAAUCAUAUUCAACGGACGACAGGACACAGCGGGUGGAUAUCCACCACAAGUUGUCGUUCAUCAAAAGUUGUCCUUCACAAAGCUUCCCAAUAUCGUCUCUCGGAUGAGAACAGAAACUCUCUCUAGUAGAGCAAAACGGAGUCGCUUUUACAAGAGUGAUAAUUACGUGGAUUACAGAUUUUACACCUGGAAGAACUUAUCCCUGUGGAGUGACUAUCAAUCACAUCUUUGGAAAAGAGACGGAAGCGUCAAAACUUCCUUCCGGAAAUAACUUACGUGGAUAUACAGUGCGAAGUACGAUAACGAGUGAUUUGUGUCUCCGUAAUUUGUGUCUUUCAUUAAACGAAACAGUAUUACAGUUCAGUCAAAUGUAUGUUUCAUUCAAAUAUUAGAAUUUAUUAUUCAUAGAUGUAGUAUGUACAAACUAUGACAUUCAAGUGUUACGUGUAAUCUAUUUUUGUGUAUGACAUCAAUACAGCCACCAACACCUUU
Molecule: messenger RNA, 890 nt
Organism: Ostrea edulis (European flat oyster)
Lineage: Eukaryota; Metazoa; Mollusca; Bivalvia; Ostreida; Ostreidae
Exons: 2
Coding region: 220-669 (149 amino acids)
Source: RefSeq, a predicted model, not a curated record